Molecule: messenger RNA, 2877 nt
Organism: Ochlerotatus camptorhynchus
Lineage: Eukaryota; Metazoa; Arthropoda; Insecta; Diptera; Culicidae
Gene: MED16
Product: mediator complex subunit 16
Exons: 7
Coding region: 140-2602 (820 amino acids)
Biological process (GO): positive regulation of DNA-templated transcription
Cellular component (GO): mediator complex
Source: RefSeq, a predicted model, not a curated record
UCACGUAAACAAAUAUUGUUCGUGAUAUUUUCUACUGCUUUUUUAAUUUUCUGCGUUUGACAAAAAUAGUGUUCAAUCAGUUGCUUGGAAACUGUUCAAACCGUAACCUCCGAAAGAGUUCCUUGCACCCGGCGUGAAAAUGGAUCUUCUCUACACGACCCACCGUAAAGUGAACACCGGCAGCUUCAGCUUCAGCGAAGCGCAACAACACUUUGAGUUUCUCUGCAACCCCUCUUCCUGUAAUGUGCUUGCCUUCACUACGACCAACGAGCUAACGGAACCAUCCCCCAUCCAGGGUUGGGGUUUCCAUAUUUACGUGGUGGACUUGAAUACCCCAUGGUUCCCGUACCGGGUAACUUCGAACAAGUAUCCCAUUUCAGUUCUACAGUGGGACGUCCUCGGGAGAUACCUGUUGGUAGGGGAUCGUAAUGGAUAUGUGCAAAUUUUCGUUCAGAAGGACAAUUUGCUGUCUGAAUGGAAAGCCGUGUACAAUGUGAAGUUCCCCGGGGAGAACAUUAUUGCCGCGUCGUUCUUCCACAACGGCAGGAAACUAAACCUUCAAACGGAUAAGAAGGAUCAGUAUUUAUAUUUGGAAAAGUUCCAGAAGAUGAAGUUUGCGGCCAGUGUGAGACAAUUCGGAGGGGUUCCGGUGGACGGAGUGCUAAUCGUGUCGGCCACUGGCAUGCUGGGGGCUUUUGUCAUUCCAUCAGAGUCCAAUGCCAAUAUUCAAAAAAUGCAAGAACCAGUCUUGCUGGUACCGGUCACGGAAAGCUUGGCGGUUACGAGGAACUUCUAUACGACUGCCGAUAUUUGCUAUGGGAAAAGUGGUAACUUCAUGAUAGUAGUCGGAAACGGGGACACAAAGUCCUCCAACUCAAGCAUGAUUCAAUGCUUCCGGGUUGCAGUCAAGAAGAGUGAUGAUUCUCUGGAAAUUAACAGUUCGGCUCUUCCUAGCUUCUUUCUGGCGGAAGGUUUGGGUAAAGACUUGAAGGAUCUGCGCCUAGCGCAUGUCCAGUGGGUAUUCAAUGAGGACGCCGAUUCGUUGAUUGUUGCUUCCAAUCAUACCGGUGGGGGGUGUUUCGUUGAGCAGUGGGAAUUAACGGAAGAAGCUACACCGAUUCACAAGCUGUUCCAGAGCAACAAGAGUGAGUCUUUCAAAACGCUACUCUGGGUUAGCAAAAGCCAGUAUAUGUACAACACGAAAGUGGUGAAAGUUUGCACGACUAAACUGAACUUUUUAAGUUGUUCGUUCGUUUAUCUGGCGAUGAGCGACAACAGUAUCCACUGCUUGCAGCGAGACACCUUUAAACGAUUGACUUGCGCAAACAUUGUGUCGAUUCGUGAUCCGAAUGAUCACUCCAGCAAGCAGAUAAGAUUGGGAGUCAAAAUAGGCGCCAUCGACGUGACCCACUUGGGUCACUUGUUCGUAGCACUAGAUACCUUUGGUCAGCUGUACGUCUAUCGGUGUAAUUUCAUGUGUCAGGAUCAGCUUGGGACACCAGCACUGAUCGUGCAAAAUGUUAACCUGUUGGAGUAUUGUUUGGUCACUGGUCUGGAUUCGCUGGAUAUUCUACUGACACUAAAAACGCAAAUCUUAGAAAACGUUCUCGAAAGACUUACGGAGAACUUCCACCGGCAACCGCCCAAUGUUCAACAGUAUUAUUACGUAAACUUCCUUACGAUGAAGAUUGCUCUAUACAGGCUGUCAAUCUCCGGACAGCAGAAGGCUCACGAUCUGUCCAAUUUACUGAUUCUACAUUCAAUUCUGAUAGCGUUCAAGAGUUUAUUGCGUCCUUCUGAUUUGACCCCGCACGACAAGGGACCUGCCGAAAAUCUAGCCAUGGUCCUUUCGGAAUCGGUUCCAGACGUGGACAAGGUAUUGCUCAACGUAGAAGCAAAGGAAUUCACCAUGGAACGCUCAACACUUCAGAGUUUGCAACAACUGAUUCAGUGGGUUGCCGAUUUGGCUUUAAACAUUCUAGCCAAGCUACCGGAGAGCCGAUCUUUCAUGUCAAAUAAAUCUCAGGGAUACGACAUUAGCAAAGAUAUCAUUGCGCUAAAUAGCAUCCGCGAACUGCUGGUUAUGAUCCGCAUUUGGGGUUUGCUGAACCCACAAUGCUUACCCGUAUUCUCCCGAUCGGCGGACAAUUUGGACAUUCUAGGAACAUUGUUCAGGCUGCUGACCAAGCUGUCCCUCAAUCCAAACGAGCCAGACGAUCUGCUACUGGACGAAUGUUGCCUCCUUCCGAAUCAAGUCCUCAUUCCACAGCUGCAGUAUGUCCCAUCGAGAACCAUGAUUGCGUCUCCCUUGUUACCGCAUGUUAUCCUACCCGUCAUGUGCGACUAUGGAGUGGAGAACGAAUUUCUCAAAUUCUGCCCAGAGAUGCCAAUCGUUGAGGGUGGCCUCUCGAAUGAAAACGUUAUCGAUUCGGUGAUGUACCUGCAGCUCGGACGAAAGCCGCCCUCGCUGCGCCGGUGCACCCGCUGUGGAUCGUGUAGCAGUGUAGUUAGUGUGGCCAAGACGGCCGCCAUGAAGGCGUGGGAACAACGGUGGAUCGAUAAGUGCCGAUGCAACGGCUUCUGGCGGCUCGAAGUCGCCUAGAUCAACUCAGGACAAGCAUCACGGUGAUAUUCCACUACAUGACGAAAAGGAACAGGACAUUUGGCUUACGUGUGGCAACACCUACAAACUAGUAUAGCAAUGUUUAUUAUUGAUUUGACCUUUACAGACAGCAUCAAUCUUGAGACGUUUCACAAUACAAUCACGUAAAUGUAGAUUUUUAAUGGAAUAUUAUGUGUUAGUGUUUAUAGCUUGUAGGGUAUUGUAAUAACUAUUCAAUAAAACGUUUAUCGUAUUUGAUAUAGAAAACACUAAAA